Messenger RNA from Mesocestoides corti, 327 nucleotides. The record is from the annotation of a GenBank genome assembly. Lineage: Eukaryota; Metazoa; Platyhelminthes; Cestoda; Cyclophyllidea; Mesocestoididae.
AUGAAUCCCUCCGAGGGUGCUCCCGCAACCGCUCUUCGGGAGGUCAGCAUUCUGAAACUGCUGAAACAUGAGAACAUUGUAUCACUAAUCAGUGUCACCUACAAACCUGGCAAAAUGAUUCUGGUUCUCGAAUUAGUUUAUAGGUACAAACCACCAGACGUCCUUCUAGGAGAGCAGAAUUACGGUCCGGAUAUAGAUAUCUGGAGUGCUGGUUGUAUUGUCUAUGAGAUGAUGAACGGGAAACCUCCAUUUCAGGGUUCAGAUUCCGCAUCACAAGCCAAAGAGAUUUUCAAAAUUCUCGGUAAGAACACACGCCGCUUGUGUUAA